Molecule: messenger RNA, 2582 nt
Organism: Fundulus heteroclitus (mummichog)
Lineage: Eukaryota; Metazoa; Chordata; Actinopteri; Cyprinodontiformes; Fundulidae
Product: solute carrier family 28 member 3
Exons: 17
Coding region: 493-2445 (650 amino acids)
Biological process (GO): pyrimidine nucleoside transport; purine nucleoside transmembrane transport
Cellular component (GO): membrane
Molecular function (GO): pyrimidine- and adenosine-specific:sodium symporter activity
Source: RefSeq, a predicted model, not a curated record
AUAGUCCAGCCUUGAAGUAACAAAUGGAUGGAUUCGUUUUUCAGCCUCAUUCCUAGACAGAAUACUUCUAAUUUUGGCGAUAUUCCUUGGGGUGGAAAUAGGAAACCCUAGAAACUUGUUUAAUAUGGGAUUUAAGUCAAAGACCAGAUCUAAAUGUUACUGUAAAUCUGUAGACUCUCUGUUCACAGACAUUCUCAUCCACUCUAAAUGAACUGCAUGAAAACAGGCAAAAGCGUCAGGCUCAAUAUGUGCAAACCUGAUGGAGACAUGCUGUACCCUCAGACAUUUGCAGCUUUAACUGCAGCAAAAGGGGAAUACUACAAUGUAUCAACUUAAGAGGGCUGAACAAAAAUGCACAUUGCACUUUUCAAGGAAAGGACAGAACCAGAAAAAAAAGAGCAGAGGUAGUAAAAACCAUUGGGUCGGAUCUGCCUAAAGGGGUCGCUUAACAAAUAGAUGGUCAGUGAUUAAACACUAACCAACAGAGAGAUCAUGGAGCUCAAUGGGACAGAAAGCCAGGGAGCAGACAACAAAGCUUUUGAAUUAGAGGAUCAGAUAAACCUUGACAUUGAAUGUGCCAACAAAGAAACAAACAAUUCACACAAAGAGACAGACCGCCGAAGGAAAUGCUUGCUGGAGAGGAAGCUGGAGGCACUCCGGGUCUGUUUGGCAGAGUACAAAGACCAGAUUCGGCUAACUAUAAACCUGGUUUUAGGAGCAGGCUUCAUUUCCACGGUGGUAGCAGCAUGCGUUCUGAACUUCCAGCGGGCCGUGGGGCUACUGGUCAUCUCCGUGGUAACCAUAAUUUUCCUGGUUUGGGAUUGGAUAAUGGAGCGAUAUGGUGACCGUAUGUGGGAGGCCCUCUCUCCUACCAGAGACCUUCUCAACAGAAACUGGUUUUGGAUCAGGUGGAUCAUUUAUGCCUCUGUACUGGUGGCCGUGUUGUCCUGGCUGGUUCUGGAUACCGCCCAACGGGGAACCAGGCAGCUCAUGUCCUUCUUUGGUUUGCUGCUGCUAGUUUUCUUAAUGCUGCUCUUUUCCAAACACCCAUUCAAGUGGCCUUGGCAGACUUUGAUUUGUGGUAUUGGACUACAGUUUUUCUUCGGCUUGCUGAUCCUCAGAACCACGUUUGGAUUAACUGUAGUGAGGUGGCUGGGAAAGCAAGCAGAGAUUUUUCUGUCCUACACAGAUGCUGGAUCUCAGUUUGUGUUUGGCGAUAGCUACACAGACCACUUCUUUGCCUUCAGGGUGAUGCCCAUCUUGGUGUUUUUGAGCUCUGUCAUCUCCAUCCUCUACUAUGUUGGCUUCAUGCCCUGGCUCAUCUGCAAGAUCGGAUUCAUAAUGCAGAUCAUCAUGAGAACAUCCCCAGCAGAGUCAAUGGCUGCAGCUGGAAACAUUUUCCUCGGAAACACUGAUGCAGCUCUCCUGAUUCGUCCCUACGUUAGUGAGCUAACCAUCUCGGAGAUGCACGCUGUGAUGACGGGGGGCUUUGCCAGCAUUUCUGGCACCAUUUUGGGAGCGUUUAUCUCCCUUGGGGUGGAUGCGACACACCUGCUGACAGCAACACUGAUGUCCGCUCCAGCCUCCCUGGCCAUCGCUAAAACUUUCUGGCCUGAAAAGGAGCCGUCGGUUUCUAUAUCCAGUCAUAACUUUAAACUGAUUAAAGGAGAGAAUAAAAACAUCCUGGAAGCAGCAUCCCAAGGUGCAGCCCGUGCUGCAGGCGUGGUGGCAAACAUCGUUUCCAACAUCAUCGCCUUCUUGGCCCUGCUUGCCUUUUUCGAUGCCGUCCUUUCCUGGCUGGGUGGGAUGUUUGACUGUCCACAGCUCAGCUUCUCGCUCAUCUGCUCCUAUAUCUUCAUGCCUCUGGCCUUCAUGAUGGGCGUUUCCUGGGAGGACAGUUUCAUCGUCGCCGAGCUGAUCGGCAUAAAGACGUUCCUCAACGAGUUUGUGGCGUAUCAGAGGCUGUCUGAGAUUAUCCAGAGGAGGACAGCAGGCGGUCCAGAAUAUGUGAACGAUGUAAAGCAGUACAUAUCCGUCCACUCUGAAGCUAUUGCAACGUAUGCUUUGUGUGGAUUUUCCAACUUUGCUUCCCUGGGAAUGUCUAUUGGAGCGCUCUCGGUCAUGGCUCCAAACAGACGAUCGGAUAUUUCCAGAUGCGGCCUCCGAGCGCUGACAGCAGGGAGCACGGCCUGUUUCAUGACAGCUUGUAUUGCAGGUAUGCUGUACAUUCCUGAUUGCCAAGAAUUUCUGAGCUCAGAGUUCAAGAACACCAACAUUACAACCACCAGCAAGCGCCUGUUGGACUGCUGCUCCCAGCUAUACAUAAGCGUGACGGCGGAUGAGCCGUCGAACGUGACAAUUGGAGCUGGAUUCAAUGAGAGCUUGUUGCUCCGCUGCUGCGCUCUAACUCCACCUAAACACUUCAACUGCAGCUUUAUGCUUUGAUUUUUUUUAUUGCUGAAUUUUACAAGUCAUUUGUUGUCAAAUUAUCACUAUAUUUGUGAUUGUUUUUAGUUUAUUAUACAUAUUUUGUAUGGAAAUAAAGAAUGAAAAGUUGUUUGUAUUAAUAAAUCUAAUUUCCU